Messenger RNA from Momordica charantia (bitter melon), 2990 nucleotides. Its product is annotated as Protein kinase superfamily protein. Gene Ontology annotation, cellular component: autophagosome; cytoplasm; membrane. NCBI's taxonomy places the organism in Eukaryota, Viridiplantae, Streptophyta, Magnoliopsida, Cucurbitales, Cucurbitaceae. The record is from RefSeq and is a predicted model, not a curated record. Gene Ontology annotation, biological process: peptidyl-serine phosphorylation; regulation of autophagy; autophagosome assembly. Gene Ontology annotation, molecular function: ATP binding; protein serine/threonine kinase activity.
UUUGAAAUUUGAACUUGAUUUUCUUUACGAUUUUAGAAGAGAUUUACCACUUACAACCAUGAUUUGAUGGGAGGGAGGAAGAGAGAGGAUUUUGAAACCCAAAUUUGAAAACAGUUCCUUUAUUUUUCCACCAUGAACUGAUUUGAUUGUAGAGGAACACUGAAAAUCAAUUUUUCCCACUCUUAAAAGUGGCUCUGGCUUUGCGAAUUUUCGUUGAAAUUCAUUCAUCGGCGUCGUUUCCACACAAAAAAGAGAGCAAAAAGAAACCCGUAAAAUCUUGUAAGAACCAAGUUUCGUCUUCUUCAAAUGCUCCUCUUCAACGGUACCCCAAUCCUAUUGAGCCAUUUUCUCAGUAAUCUACACAAAAAACCCAUUUCAUUCUCCCGCAAAUUUGAAGUCCCGCCCAUGAAAUUUUCCAAGUUCCUCAUCCUCUUCCGCGACCCAUAGCAAAACCCAGUUGCCUCUUCUCCAGUCAACUGGUUGCUUUUGUUGUGCUUUCGGAUUAUGGAUUUUGACGAUUUAAGCCCCAAUCAGUGCCGCCUGAUCGGAAACUACAUAUUGGGGCCGAGAAUCGGGUCGGGUUCGUUCGCCGUCGUGUGGAAGUCGAGGCACAGGCAGUUGGGCACGGUGGUCGCCGUCAAGGAGAUUGACAAGAAGCAUCUUAAUCCCAAAGUCAGUGACAGUUUGCUCAAAGAAAUUUCUAUUCUCAGCACUAUCAAUCACCCCAAUAUCAUCCGCCUCUUCGAAGCCAUUCAGACUGAUGAUAGGAUUUUUCUUAUUUUGGAAUACUGUGAUGGUGGUGACCUUGGGGGUUAUAUUAAUCGCCAUGGAAAAGUAUCUGAAGGGGUUGCCAGACACUUUAUGAGACAAUUGGCUGCUGGCUUGAAAGUUCUUCAAGGAAAACACCUCAUUCAUAGAGAUUUGAAGCCUCAGAACUUGCUGUUGUCAUCUGACGAAGUGACUCCGGUCCUGAAGAUUGGAGAUUUUGGAUUUGCAAGGUCCUUAGCAAAUCAGGCGUUGGCUGACACACAAUGUGGUUCACCCUUGUAUAUGGCUCCAGAAAUUAUUCGGAACAAAAGAUAUGAUGCCAAGGCUGAUUUAUGGAGUGUUGGAGCAAUUUUGUUCCAGCUAUUGACAGGGAAGCUUCCAUUUAGUGGCAAUAAUCCAUAUCAGCUCUUUCAGAAUAUCUUGGAAUCCACUGAGCUAAGAUUUCCUAAAGGUGCCUUGAAACAGCUACAUCCCGACUCUUUGAAUCUUUGCAGAAGCCUUUUGCGUCAAAAUCCAGUUGAACGGCUGACAUUUAAGGAGUUCUUUCAUCACAAAUUCUUUGAGGAGCCGAGGUCAAAUCAAGCUGUAGAGGCAGCAUCUGUAGUUCAGUCAAUUGAAUCAGUCAGCUUAGAAGCAACAAAGGAUAAGUCCCAGUUAGAACAACCUAUUGAAUCAUCAAACAGAGAUGCAAAAGUUGCUAGUUCAUCCGUACAUAACAGAUUAUCCGGGGUGGAAAACGCCUGCUCGGUUGUAGAAAGUUUACAUGAACAAAUCCUCAAUCUUGGAUUAGAUGAUGAUCUAAGAAAAUCUCUUGAAUGUAAUCAACAAUCCUUGAAUCAGAUUCAAGUUACUGAUUCAAUGGAGUCAAUUGAGAAAGAUUAUGUCCUCGUGAAUGCUCAUUGCCCUUCAAUGGUGACUUCUUCUUAUCAUCUUGAAACAUCAUUACAAGGUUGUUCAUCAAGAAUUUCCCAUUCUCCUCUCAGUAUUCAUCAGGAUAUGACCGCCAAAGCCCAGAAAGAGGAGCUUAUCGGUAGUUCAAGUGUUACUGGAGAAAGUUCACGGAGUCGAGGUCAAUUCUCAUGUGCAGCAUCUAUGUUAAGAGAAGUACAAGGACUACCUGUAUUGCAUCCCUCUACCAGGCUCCAGCUAUUUCAUCACUAUGUCCAGGUUCUUUCGGAUUUGUCACAAGAAAAGUGUAAUGCAGGAAUGUUUUUAGAAUCAUUUUCGGUUGAAUUGGUUGCUUUAGCUUUAUGGCAGAAAGCCGUUGAAAUUUGCAAUGCUUGGCUGGCUUCUUCUACCAAAAAUGACACAUCAAAAAGUAGUUCGAAAAUAGAUUCUACCCCCCUUCAGAAAGACACUGACUCUGCUGCAAGUCAGGAAGAAAAUAUAGAUUUUAAUAGGCCAUCAUCUGUUUCUAAGUGGGCAGAGCAAGGGUUUAUCGCCACAGUCGACCAGGCCGACAAGUUACUUCAAAAUAUCCGAGAGAUCGAUGGUGCCUCUAAGAUGCCUGAUGCUAUGGAAAUUAUAUUCCAAAAAGCACUUGAUCUUGGGAGGAGUGGUGCUGUGGAUGAAUACAUGGAAAGCAAGGAAAAUGCAGCAGCUGCCUACUCGCAAGCCAUGCUUCUGCUCUCAUUCAUUUUGGGAGAAGCUGAAUCCCUUAAACUUAACCCUCCAUUUUCUCUAACCUCAGCUGAUAAGCAACGAAUUCAACAUUAUAUUCAUAACUUGCAGGCUCGUCGGACUAACUUUUUAACGUCGCAGCCAUUACAGAAGCUAUCAGAAGGCGCUCCCUCAAUGAGUAAAUAAAGGGGAAGGGCCUUAACUGGACAAACUGUACAGCUCUACAUAUUUACUUAUCUUACUCCACCUUCUGGUCGGUGUUUGAAACUGUUGGCUGAUACUCAUCAGCUCUGGUAAUUAUGUUGAUAUUAGCACUUCUUUUUCUUUUUCCUUUUAUUUCUUUUGGGGGUUCAAUUUGCCCCUUUAUUUAGGAGGUUAGGUGCUUAAAUAGGAGAGGAUAUUUUUAUAUAGGAAAACUUAGAGAAAAAAGUACAAAGUAUGAGUAAGAGAUUUGGAUUCAGGAUGGUUACUUCAAACCAAAAGUGAAUUUAACUGUCAUGAACUUUGUUGCUUUUAUUGGGUGAAGUUUUGUGUAUAAGAUAUUCAAUUUUUUAUUUCAAGGAAUGUAAAUAUUGAAUCAAACUUUGUAUAUAUGUUUACUG